GCUCUUUUCGCUGGUAUUUUGCGGCAGCUUCUGCAGAAGUCCCUCCUCCAGGUGAACUGUUUAAGAGGAGACGCUGCAGGAACAUGUGAAGACGCUUCAUGGAUCGUCUCAGCGCUUCCUGAGAUCAACAUGGAUCCUGCUCCGUCAUGGGUUCCAGGCGUCCUCAGCUUCAUUGCUUCAUCUCUGCUUAUUGUUUUAUUUGGUUUGAUCUCCUACAAAUGGAAUCAGCACCAGAACAAGAAAAACAACCAGCGAGGUCACAUCACAGCAGACGAUGGAGACGUGACGAGUGCGGUCACAAGAAACAUCAGUCAAUUCAUAGAUCAAACAGAUGGAAUUAAGCAGCUUCAAGAUGAGAAGCACAGGAACAACAUCGACCAGGAGCCUGUGGAGACGGUGAAGCCAAACAUCAGCCAGAGUGAGAGCAGCCCUCUGUCAGCUGACAAAGAAGAACUGGAGACGAGGAAUCUGAUUCCUGAGUCUGAAAAGUGUUCAAACUUGAGGUCCAACACAGUCGCAGCAGCUCAUGAGCCGCAGCUUAAGGUCGUCCUGGCGUUGCACAGGAUGAAGAAGUUGGAAGAUGAGGUGAAGAGAAUUCCACAUCUGGAGGAGAAACUGCAGCUGGUGGAGUGUGAUCUGAGAACGGUGACGAUGAGGCUGGAGACCACACAGACAGAGCUGGAGCACAAACGGGCGGAGAUGCAGGAGCUGCAGGCUGAGCAGCGGAGACGGGAGGAAGCAGAGAGGAAGCAGCUGGAGCACAAGGACAAGCAGCUUCAUGGACUGCAUCAGCACAGGAUGGAGGUUCAGAGUCUGACAGAGAAGAACAAGAAGCUGGAGAAACUGCUGAGUGAAGUGAGGAAGAACAACGAGCAGGAGCUGAUGAGAACCAAUCAGGCAGCUCGUGAGACCUGGACUCUGACUCUUACUGAGCUGAAGGACACACAAAUCAAACUGGAGGCUGAGAUGUCAACGAACAGGAAACUGAGGGCUGAGAAUGAGGAGCUUAGGAAGCAGCUGAUCAAACUGAGUGUGUGACAGGUAGAGAAGCUUCAGGAUGAGACGUCUGGAGAACAGCUGGAGAACAAGAACUACAUGUUAGAGUUCUCCCCCUUUUAUGGGUUCAACUGUCAUGAGCCCUGGUCUGGCUCCACCCACUCCCUGUCUGACCACGCCCCUUUACCUGGGCCACGCCCCAGUACAGACUCAGAUCAACAGCCUUGUGUUUGUCAUCAUCACGUCAUGCUUAGUUUCAGACUUCUUGCUGUGGUUCUCAGGUUUUUAGAACGAUGCAAUCAUUUUGUACAUGUUCGUUUUGCAUGUGAAGAUCAUUUAUACAGUACAACUAAUUACUGCUAAUGUAGAAAAACGCGGCUCAUCUUCAGCAGUGAGGUCCAAGUGGCCGUUGCACAAACGUGCUGUUGUCGCCACCUAGAGGCCGACAUCAGAAUGACUGUGGUUUUGUGUUGUUUUUUUCUUCCACCACUAAUGAAGGUGGAGCUGUGAAUCUGUCAAAGUGCUGCAUUGUUGAAGAUGUUGCUUCUUAACAUGUGAACCUCUGAUGCUAUAAACACUGAACCACUGUCUGUCCUGGAAAUAACAGCUGAAAGAAUGUGGUUGUGCUUGAACACAGCUCCUACACAGAUUCUAAAUAAACGCUGUCUGACAAC
Molecule: messenger RNA, 1670 nt
Organism: Betta splendens (Siamese fighting fish)
Lineage: Eukaryota; Metazoa; Chordata; Actinopteri; Anabantiformes; Osphronemidae
Exons: 12
Coding region: 130-1038 (302 amino acids)
Source: RefSeq, a predicted model, not a curated record